Molecule: messenger RNA, 2022 nt
Organism: Pseudomassariella vexata
Lineage: Eukaryota; Fungi; Ascomycota; Sordariomycetes; Amphisphaeriales; Pseudomassariaceae
Product: HAD-like domain-containing protein
Exons: 1
Coding region: 178-1704 (508 amino acids)
Biological process (GO): glycerophospholipid biosynthetic process
Cellular component (GO): mitochondrion
Source: RefSeq, a predicted model, not a curated record
AUGUCUCUCUUUCUCUGUUGAUAUCUCUCUUUCUCUAUUGAUAUCUCUCUUUCUCUGUUGAUAUCUCUCUAUUUCUUUCACCCUCUCUAUCCAUCCAUUCAUCCAUCUAUCCAUCCAUCCGUAGCUCCCCUGAAUAACUACUCGAAUCGGGUUUGGACCCCUACUAAAGCCAUCAAGAUGCCCGCCUUCGAUGAUGCCGAUUUUGGCGUCGAUGUACCCAACAACAACGCUCAAACUAACCCGGAACAGGGAGACAUGAACAAGAAGGCCUCCUUAUCGGCUGGCAACCAUGGCCAUAUGGGCACUUCUCCUGGUGGACUGCCAAUUCCAGGAGAGCACACCGGCGACGGACCUAUUGAAGUACCUGCGUCGAGAUCAUCUGUUUCUGAGGCCGCCAAAUACAUGCAUAACCUGAGUGUAUCGCCUUCACAGAAGGACAGAAGGGGCUCGCGCAAUUCGUUUGGAGCUUCGCUGCCUAUCCCCCGGUCCAAGCGACAGUCUCGUCUGUCGUCGGUUCACUACCCCAGCGAAAAUGGACGUCCUUCCCGCCCAGGCAUGCCGCCAAUCCAGAAUUCGCGAGCGCUUUUGGCCUCACAGGUUCAGGACGUGCAGGUGGCCAAGGUCAAGAAGGCCAAGAACAUGGCCUUCGCCUUUGAUAUUGACGGUGUUCUCGUCCACGGAGACCGCUUGAUCCCCGAGGGUCAGCGCGCUCUGGACAUCCUGAACGGAGACAACGAGCUGGGCAUCAAGAUUCCUCACAUCUUCCUCACCAACGGCAGCGGUAAACCCGAAAAGGCCCGCUGCGAUCAACUCACCAAGAUCCUGCAAAAUCCCGUAUCGACCGACCAGUUCAUCCAGUCCCACACCCCCAUGUCGGCGCUGGCUGAUUACUACGAGACGGUGCUCGUCGUUGGUGGCGAAGGCUACAAGUGCCGCGAGGUGGCCGAAGUAUACGGCUUCAAGGACAUUGUGGUGCCCAACGACAUUGUCGCCUGGGACCCUACCAUUGCGCCCUACCGCGUCUUCACCGACGAGGAGCGUGCCACAUCCAAGCCGCGUGACUUUACCAAGGUCGAAAUUGGCGCCAUACUCGUCUUCUCCGAUUCGAGAGACUAUGCUACCGACAUGCAGAUCAUCAUGGAUCUGCUGCAGUCCGAGAAUGGCCGCUUCGGCACCAAGGCCAAGGACCCCGUUUCGCAGCGUAUUCCCAUCUACUUUUCCCAGGGUGAUCUGCUGUGCCCGACGGAGCAUUGGACCCCGCGAAUGUCGCAGGGCGCCUUCCGCAUCGGCCUCGAGGCCAUGUACCGGGCCCUCACCGGGGUCGACCUGGAGCGUGUCGUGUACGGCAAGCCCGAGCUGGCCACGUACAAGUACGCCGACGAGGUCAUCACGUCAUGGAUGGACCAGAUUCACGGCGAGGAGAAGUUGCCCGAGAAUAUCUACAUGAUUGGCGACAACCCGGCCUCCGACAUCAUCGGCGGUAACAUGUACGGCUGGAACACGUGCCUGGUGCGCACUGGUGUCUUCCAGGGCGGUGACAACGACGAAAACAACCCAGCCAACUUUGGCGUCUUCCCCAACGUCCUUGAGGCGGUACAGACGGCGCUCAGGAAGCAGCUCGGUGAUGACUUCAAGAUGCACUUUGAUGAGACUAUCAACCCCGUGCUGCACGGCGAGAAGGCGGAUGCAGCUGCUGUCGUAUGAUGGAUUGGUUGAUUGACUGGUUGAAACUGAACGGAUAUAAAAAGACCUUAUAGACUUGGAUCAUCAUUGGCACUGGAGUUUACGGUUUUGUUUCAUUUUCAUUUUCAAUUAUUUUCAAAUCGGGAUUAUGAAGGACAGGACAAGCAAGAGAUCUCUGUUAUUAUUGGUCUUUGAUGGAUCAACCCUUCCAGGAGUGGAAGCAUUCGAUUAGCGACUCGGGACAAGAUUAGCAUAGAUGAAUAAAUAAGAACACGAAUGGCAUCACAUUCGAGAAAACCUGGUCAGAAACUAAACUCUAGUUAUCGACCAAUGUGACAG